Molecule: messenger RNA, 3204 nt
Organism: Onychostruthus taczanowskii (white-rumped snowfinch)
Lineage: Eukaryota; Metazoa; Chordata; Aves; Passeriformes; Passeridae
Gene: RRP8
Product: ribosomal RNA processing 8
Exons: 16
Coding region: 133-3036 (967 amino acids)
Biological process (GO): ubiquitin recycling; proteasome-mediated ubiquitin-dependent protein catabolic process
Cellular component (GO): nucleus; cytoplasm
Molecular function (GO): methyltransferase activity; ubiquitin binding
Source: RefSeq, a predicted model, not a curated record
CGGGCCGGCCGCGGCACCGCCCGUGCAGCCGAGGCUCCCGCCCGGUCCUCCGGGCCGCGGGGAGGGGCUGUUCCCGCGGCGCUCCGGGGCGGGAGCACGUGCGUCCCGGUGCCGACCGAGGGUCCCCGCUCCAUGUUGGCGGAGCAGGGCUGGAACGAUGCAGCGGAGCCGCUGCCCCGCGGCGCCCCGGAGGGCCCGGGCCGACCGCACCCACGAAAGAGGCGGCUGCCCGGGACCGCUCGGGACGGCGAGGCGGCGCGGAAGCGGCCCCGGAAGCGGAAGAAGGCCGGCGGGCCGCGGGCCGCGGCGGGGGAGCUCCCGGCCGGUCCCGACGAGCCCCGGCAGGCUGGGCAGCGGCCGGACACAGACGGCCCGGCUGAGCCGGCGGAGCAGUCCGGGAAGCCGGCGGGACUGAGCCGUCGGCAGCGGCGGAACCGGCAGAAGCGGCAGCGGCAGCAGGAGCGGCCGGCGGGGUCGGACGGGGAGCGGGGCUCUGGGCCGGGCCCCCCGGAGCCGCCGGGCCCCCCGGAGCCGCCGGGCCCCCCGGAGGCUGCCCCGGAGCCCCGCUCGGGCCGCUCGGCCGCGCUCCGCGCGCGGAUGGAGGAGCGGCUGCUCGGCGCCCGGUUCCGCUAUCUGAACCAGCAGCUCUACACCGGCACCAGCCGCGACGCCGCGCGGCUCUUCCGCGCCGACCCUGCCGCUUUCCACCUCUACCACCGGGGCUUCGAGCGGCAGGUGCGGCGCUGGCCCGAGCGCCCGGUGCAGCGCAUCGUGCGCUACCUGCGCCGCCGCCCCGCGUCGCUCGUGGUGGCGGAUUUUGGCUGCGGGGACUGCACGCUGGCCGCCGGCGUCAAGAACCAGGUGCACUGCUUCGACCUGGUGCCGCUGAGCCCGCGGGUCACCGUCUGCGACAUGGCCAAGGAGCUGAAGGGCUUCACUUGCUUGGAUGACCUGCUGCAUGUCAAGGGCAUUACCACACGCAUCCUGGAGCUCAACAGCCAGCGCAUGACGUGCCGGCGGUGCCCCGGCCCCGAGGGGCCCCCGCGAGCCAGCCCCACUCCCCUGGGGGACAGUGAGGACCACAGGGCACCUGCGGCACAGGUGGUGGCUGAAGAGGAGGAAGAAGAGGAGGAGGAGGAGACACCAGGGCCCUGGGAGCCCGAGCGCCCCUGGAAGGGUACCCCCAGGUCUGGAGCAGACCCUGAUGGUUCUGGGGGGCGGGGACCACAGGAGCCCCCCAGGUCCACCAGGGAGGAGGAGGAGGACGAUGAAGAGGAGGAGGAGGAAGGGAGCUGCUGCAGCGAGGAGGGGGAAGACAGCAGCAACGUAUACCUGUACUACACGCUGGGAGAGCGGUGGAUCGACUACCUGCAGCGCACUGGGGACGGGGGGCUGCUGCGGCACCUGCGCCCCAAGAUGAAGCGGAAGUCAGAGAAUGGGCCAGAUGGCCGGGCCUUGUCCCCCGGGAAGAAGCUGUGCAAGGGCUCUGACUAUGGCAGGACACUGGGUCCCUGUACACCCAGCCCCACGACCACCUUUGGGGACCUGCGCAAUGCCAAGGUGGGGCAGGCCCGGCGCCGGUGCAUCCCCUCGGUGGCCCCCCCACCUGAGCUACAGGACUGGCUCCGCACUUUCCAGCGCUGGAGCGGCCCCGAGAAGCUGCUGGCCCUGGAUGAGCUCAUUGACCGCUGCGAGCCGGCGCAGAUCAAGUACAUGAUGCAGGUCAUCGAGCCCCAGUUCCAGCGGGACUUCAUCUCCCUGCUGCCCAAGGAGCUGGCUCUGUACGUCUUGUCCUUCCUGGAGCCACGGGACCUGCUCCGUGCCGCCCAGACGUGCCGCUACUGGAGGGUCCUGGCCGAGGACAACCUGCUCUGGAGGGAGAAGUGCCGUGAGGAAGGGAUCGAGGAGCCCCUACACCUGCGGAAGCGACGCCUGCUCAGCCCUGGGUUCAUGUACAGCCCCUGGAAAUUCGCCUUCCUGCGGCAGCACCGCAUCGACAUGAACUGGCGCAGCGGGGAGCUGCGGCCCCCCAAGGUACUGAAGGGCCACGAUGACCAUGUGAUCACCUGCCUGCAGUUCUGUGGGAAUCGCAUAGUAAGCGGCUCUGAUGACAACACGCUUAAAGUGUGGUCAGCUGUCACAGGGGAGUGUGUGCAGACGCUGGUGGGCCACACUGGGGGGGUUUGGUCCUCCCAGAUGAGGGACAGCAUUGUCAUCAGCGGCUCCACUGACCGCACACUCAAGGUGUGGAACGCCGACAGCGGCGAGUGCGUGCACACGCUGUACGGACACACGUCCACCGUGCGCUGCAUGCACCUGCACGGCAACAGGGUGGUGAGUGGCUCCCGGGAUGCCACGCUGCGGCUCUGGGACAUCGAGACGGGGCAGUGCCUGCACGUGCUGAUGGGCCACGUGGCAGCCGUGCGCUGCGUCCAGUAUGACGGCAACAAGGUGGUCAGCGGAGCCUACGACUACACGGUCAAGGUGUGGGACCCCGAGAGCGAGAGCUGCACCCACACGCUGCAGGGGCACACCAACCGGGUCUACUCACUGCAGUUUGAUGGGACACACAUCGUGAGCGGGUCUCUGGACACCUCAAUCCGCGUGUGGGAUGUGGAGAGUGGGAACUGCCUGCACACGCUCAUGGGGCACCAGUCACUCACCAGCGGCAUGGAGCUGCGUGACAACAUCCUCGUGUCCGGCAACGCCGACUCCACUGUCAAGAUCUGGGACAUCAAGACGGGGCAGUGCCUGCAGACGCUGCAGGGUCCCAGCAAGCACCAGAGUGCAGUCACCUGCCUGCAGUUCAGCUCCAAGUUCGUGGUGACCAGCUCCGAUGACGGGACAGUGAAGCUGUGGGACCUGAAGACGGGGGAGUUUGUGCGAAACCUGGUGGCCCUGGAGAGCGGGGGCUCCGGGGGGGUCGUGUGGCGCAUCCGUGCCUCCAACACCAAGCUGGUGUGCGCCGUGGGCAGCCGCAACGGCACCGAGGAGACCAAGCUGCUGGUGCUGGACUUUGACGUGGACCUCAAGUGACCCCGGCCAGCCCGGGGGUCCCGCGGGAGGGGUGGCCCCGGCGCAGGCGCUGGCCCCCGCGGGCAGGACAGAGGGGAGGCCGGCCCGGGCCUUAUUUAUAUGCGCGGGAGUGCCCGGCCGGGCCUGCAGGAGCAUGUUUUGUACACGGAAUAUAUUGAUUUAUUUCUG